Messenger RNA from Cyprinus carpio (common carp), 2084 nucleotides. It is a transcript of the gene emp1b, whose product is annotated as epithelial membrane protein 1b. Gene Ontology annotation, cellular component: plasma membrane. Lineage: Eukaryota; Metazoa; Chordata; Actinopteri; Cypriniformes; Cyprinidae. The record is from RefSeq and is a predicted model, not a curated record.
CGGAGCUGGGGGCGGGGCCAGUGGAGAGCAGCUGCACUGAUAGUUCAGUGUCAAGAUCUACAGUUGCACACACAUCACAUCUGGAAGUGUGAAGCUGCUCUCAUCCAGUGACCGGCCUUCUGUUACUCAGCAGUCAUGUUGAUUUUACUCGCUGCCAUCUUCAUCCUCCACAUCACCUGCAUCUGUCUGCUGCUGGCCGCCACCAUUCAUAACGCCUGGUGGAUGACCGACACAAUGUCCACUGAUAUUUGGGCUCGCUGGAUUCUGAUUGGAGGAAAAUGGAGCUACACUGAGAUUCCUGGUCACUAUCCUAAAGAGUAUCUGCAGGUGGUUCAGGCCAGCUCUGUGCUCGCGUGCAUCUUCUGUAUCCUGGGCCUGUUCGUGUUCGUGGCUCAACUGUACACAAUACCUAAAGGAAAUCGCUUCCUGUUCACUGGAGUCUUCCAGCUGCUGGCCUGGCUGUGCAUCAUGAUCGCCGCCUCCAUCUACACGGACAUCUUCCAUAAAGACAAGGAACAGGGCUGGUACGGAGCCUCCUUCAUCCUGGCCUGGAUCUCCGUCUGUCUCACCUUCAUCUCCUGCAUCACCUACUUCACCCUGCGCAAGAAGUUGGCGUGAAGAACACACACUCACACACAAGCACACAAAGACUACAGAUACCAUCAUUUUUAACACAUACACACACACACACAGUCUGCAUCAGUAGAUGUUUAAACACUCGUCAGAUGUUGUCGAUGAUGAUCCUCUGAUCUCAGAACUGCUCAGGUUGGAAUCAAGUGUCUCACAGCAUAUGUAGAUCACAUAUCUUAUCCAUUAUAUAGCUGAAUGUAAAACAAUGUCUUAAAAUCUUAAUGUCUUAAUCUGUCAUUGUUGUGUUGCAAAUGUAGUGUUUUCACAAUAGUUUAACAGUAGUUACAGGUGAUUAUUCAAUUAGACUACCUGACUGUGUUUGUUUCUAUGUUAAAAUGGUUAUCAUGUGUCCUGUACUAACGAUCUGAUCCACCCAAGGGUGGAUUUUGCCAAUUUAACUAAUGUUGGUCACUGCAAAAUAUCAUUACCAUCACAAAAUGAAAUAAUUUGAUUAUUAGGAUGUUGCUUUUUUAAAUUAAAUGAUUUCACAAUACAUAAGAUAUGAAUUUUGGAGACAUUUUCACCAACGAUGUGCACUGAGUUGGUAAUGAUCCUUUGUUUUAGUGUCUGUGAUGGUUCCCGUUGUUUGAAUUUGGGUGCUCUGUGAUUGGCAGCUCCUCCUAGAACUCACCUCAAACUGCAGUCCAUUGCCUACACCUGCUGCUGUGCUUCAGAUGCUCUUUUAAAGGACAUUACUAGCAGAGACAAAGGAGGCUUGGACUUGGGAUAUUGGGUUGUAAGUAAGUAAGUAAGUAAAAUAUAUAUUUUUUUAUAUAUAUAGCACAGAGUAUAAUAAUAAUAAUAAUAAUAAUAAUAAUAAAUAAAAAUAAAAUAAGAAUAAAACAACAUGGAAGACAAUAUACUAAAAAACACAGUACUAAGAUUAGAUUAAAACGCCUGGGAGAAAAGAUGUUUUCAGCCUCUUUUUAAAAAUGGUAAUAGACUGUGCAAGGUGAAUAUCCAGUGGCAGCUGAUUCUAUAAGCGAGGGCCAGCAACUGAUAAAACUCUGUCGCCCUUGGUUUUUAAACGCUAUCGAGGGACAUAUAAAAGAUACUGAUCAGCAGACCUUAAGGAUCUACUAGAUGAAUGUGGGAUAAGAUCUUUUAAAUAAGAGGGGGCUUGAUCAUUAACAAAAGAAUUUAUAACUGAAUCCUGAGAUGGACUGAGAGCCAAUGGAGUGAUGUUAAGAUCGGGGUGACAUGGUCAAAUUUCUUUGCUCUAGUUAACAUCCUUGCAGCUGCAUUUUGAACCAUCUGGAGGCUUGUGUUUGGUUUGUAUUGUUUUGAGCACUUUAACAUUGCUACAACAGCACAUUACACCAGCAGCCAGGCACCCUGCUUUACACACUGAUAAUGCUGACUAUUUCAGAAAUAUUGUUAUGUUUUCUGUUGUUUUUGUUCCAUUAUAGUGAUUUACUUUUGAGCUUAAUAAAGCCUUUUCCUCUUGAGCCUUA